CCCUCUCACGUGCCCUUACCUCCCUCUCAUCUCCCCUCUCACGUGCCUCUCGUUGGCUCUCUCACGUCUCGACUCCCUCGUAUUUGCCUCAAGUUCCCUCAAUCUCCUCGUCUCCCCUCACCUCUCACGUCCUCUCAUUACACCCCCCGCCCCCCACCCCUCCUUAUCAUCCUCCCAUCUCCCUCACUUCUCACCUCCCUCAUUUACACCUCACCUUUUCUGGCGUCUCCCCUCACCCACCCUCACCUCCAUAAUUUCUUCCCUCCCUCUAAUUUCCUUCAUCUUCCCUCAACUAUCUCAUUCCCCUCACCUUCACUCACCUCUCAUUCUCAUCAUCUUCCCUCAACUCCCUCAUUCCCCUCAUCUUCCCUCACUUCUCCCCCAAAUCAUCUCCCUCACAAAUCCCCUCACUUCUCACAUCUCCCUCUCAUUCCCAUCACCUCCCUUCAUCCACCCCUCACCUCCCUCACUUCUCACAGAAUCAUCUCCCUCAGAUUCCCCACCAGGGCCCUCACCUCCCGCCGUCAUCAACCUCGUCAUCUCCCCCCUUCCCACCACCACCUCCACCACCGUCAUCGUCACCACCUUCGCCAUGGACGUGGUGAAGGCCUCGCUCGUGUGCUUCAGCCUGCUCUUCUGGCUGGCCGGCCUGGCCACGCUCUCGCUGGGCCUGUGGGCCCGCCUGGCCCUGUCCCUCUACCUGGAGGAGCUCACGACGGGCGACUACAGCAGCGCGCCCUACGUGCUGCUCGCGGCCGGGGCCGCCGUCACCGCCUGGGGCUUCCUCGGCUGCUUCAGCGCCGCCACCGGCAACCCCCGCCUGCUGCGGGUCUACGGCCUCUUCCAGGUCGCCGUGCUCGUGGCCGGCCUCGCCGCGGGCCUCUCGGGCCUCUUCUACCGCCGCGACAUCGCCGAGGGCUUCCGCCACGGGCUCGCCCGCGCCCUGCGGCUCUACGGAGACGACGACGCCAAGAGCGCGGCCAUGGACGGCCUGCAGAGGGCCCUGGACUGCUGCGGGGUGGACGGCUUCCAGGACUGGCUGCCGGCGCCCUGGUCCCGGGGCCGCCUCAACAACGGCUCGGUGCCCGAGAGCUGCUGCGUGCGCCGCCGCGGGUGCCGCAGCGACCCCGUGGGCCCCGCGGGCGAGGGCAUCUUCCCCGACGGCUGCUUCACCAAACUCGUCGACCUCGUGAGCGACAACCUCUUCUACAUCGCGUGCGGCGCCCUCGGCCUCGCCUUCACGCAGGUCAUCGGCAUCGCGCUCGCCUGCGUGCUCGCGGCGCGCAUCGAGGCCGGCCCGGGGCCCGAGGGCGACCGCGACACCCUGUCCUAGGAGGGGGUGGCCCUCCCCUCCCCGCCCUGCCGCUCCACCCCGAGCAUCGGGACGCGUCUCUACCAAAGGGGCCCCAGGCCACGGGCCCGAGGGAACCAGGAGGGGCUCCAGAGAGACUUGCAAAGGGACCGGGGCUGGAGAGAGGCCCAGCGGUGGGGUGGGGGGGGGGGGGUCCUCGGAGGAGACACAGAAGACGCCGACGGCGAGGGGGACAACCCCUGCUGACGGGACCCAGAGGACCAAGGAGGUCCAGUGAGUAACCGCGUGGGGAUAGCCACGAGAGCUCCUACGGGAUCCCGGGGGAGACUCAGGGAGGGUCAAGACGAACGUCUGCUGAGAGGCCAAGGGGGUCCGAGGGGGCUGAAGGGGGCCCGUGGGGACGCGUGAAUCGCGAAC
This is a messenger RNA of Lethenteron reissneri (Far Eastern brook lamprey), 1729 nucleotides long. Its product is annotated as tetraspanin-7-like. The record is from RefSeq and is a predicted model, not a curated record. Gene Ontology annotation, cellular component: plasma membrane. NCBI's taxonomy places the organism in Eukaryota, Metazoa, Chordata, Hyperoartia, Petromyzontiformes, Petromyzontidae.